CCUAUAUGCAGCAGCAGUUUACCAUUCUUCAAUUCGAGUGUGUCGCAAAGUGUCAGAUGCAAGAUUUUAUUUUUAAUCCUCCAAGUGGAAUUUCUCAAAAAAUAAUUCAAAAUUUAUGUUUUUCCAAUUACUCAAUCAAUCCGCUAUCGAAUCAAGUGAUUAUUUGUGUAAAAUAACCGAGUUAUCUAUGAAAAAAUGAUCGAAUUCCAUUGGACCUGUGUUCGUUAAAGUAGUUUGUAGUUUUUCUUUUUGACCAGCAUUAUCAAUAAAACCCACACAUCAGCAUUGGCACCACAAUAACAAGAAAAAAGUCCAACAAAAUUUUCACUGCAGAUCACAUUCCAAUGUAACAAUUUCCUCGUGCUACCUUCGAGCUAUAUUAUAAGUCUUUGAAAAUAAAAGCAAAUAAUCCUCGCGUUCAUUCCUCGGAACAAAACAAAAGAGUUCAACAAGCUACGAACUCGAUUUUGUAAUAUCAAAUGAAAAUAUAAGAUAGAAGAAGAAUGGCUCACCGAAGAACUCUUGCUGCUGUUGCGGAAUCCAUUAUACUCGUCGUACUCGUACUUAUGAAUCAUGUGGGAUUAUCUUACAUUUAAGACUCCCAUCAUCUUCUCCUCUGUUAGAACAAUAAUAAAAAAGAAACUGAAACUGAAAAAGAAGAGAGAGAUACUCUGAGACUGAUUUUGAUUUAAUUUAAAUUAAAGAAAAAAUUAUAUAAAAUUGACGACGACAUGUCUGAAUUUCUACCACUUUGUGAUGUCCUCUUCAAUGUGAUAUCGUUGGCUGGGUACUUCUGUGACGUUGUCUUCGAUGUGGUACUUGGAUAUGCCCUCCUGGAGCGUGGUCGCGUCGGCUACUUCACCAUAGUGAUAUCACUGGUCUUGCUGUCGCUGAUUGUGUCUCAAAUUGUGUCGUUUCGAUGGUAUUGGAACAACCAGAAGCGUAAGAGAGCCGAAUCAGCAGCAGUAGCAGCAGCACAGGCGAAUGAGAAUGGGGAAUUGGCAGUGCCCGAGAAGAAAGAUGCCUUUGGAGAGUGUGGAGAUACGAGGGCAAUGCGUCUGAAGACCUAUUCCAUCAUUGCGGUGCACGCCAUUCAAUGUGGAGUGCUGUGGCGUUAUGCAAAACUCUUCGUUCCGGUGAACUUGAGACGCGUCAAGCAUGAAGUUCGCGACUUGUGUAUGCUUCGUUUAGUCCAUGGUUUCUGUGAAGCUGCCCCCAUGCUGCUCCUGCAACUGUACCUGCUCAUAACAAUCCAAAGUGAUAGCAAGUUUCUUUCCGAAGGAUCUGAAGUGAAACUGAAGACGUUAAGUGGAAAGACCUACUCGCCCGGCCUAACAAUCACCCAACAGUCUAGCUUGGCCCAACAACAGACCGAAAAGACAUUCAAGGACCUGAAUGUUGUGUCGGCCUCUUUGUCGCUCUUUAGCGUGUGUUGGGCCCUCGCUAGCUUCAGCAAGAAUGUUCGCCUGCAAAAAGUUCAUCGCUUGGUCCUCACAUGGCUGGGAGUUAUCUUUCAGUUCAUUUGGCGUUUGGGAACUGUAACUUCCCGAAUAGCAUCGCUCACGGUCUACGCCUCGGUGUAUAAAUACUGGGUGUUCCUGGUGAUCAUAUUGCAUUGGUUCUCAAUGCUCCUGUGGCUGAUCUCACCGAAGAACGUCUUCCACGGUGAACGGAUAUCCAAAGUCCGCAAAACCCUACUCUCAGCAUUGAUAGCAUUCGUUUAUAUCUUCGCGUAUAUCAAUCUUCAAGAAGUCAAUCAUAGGCAGAAAAUGUUCACCUUCUACAUUGUGAUGUUCCUCGAGAAUGCUCUGUUGGUUUCGCUCUGGUUGGCCGGAAUCUGGGAGAGAAGAACCGAGCAGUGGCAUGUGACACCAAUGCUCAUUUUGGGAACCUUCAUAAUAGGGAUUCUUUUCAUGCUUUUAUAUUAUAGAUUCUUCCAUGUUCGUCGCUUGAACUGGGAAUCGGGAGGUCGUUAUCCGUGCAACGAAAAUGAAUUCAAAAGAAAUAACAACCACCGAAAGGGCACAGGAAAAGUAGACGGUGCGAAUGGGCAGCCUGCCAUUGCUGGAGUCUUCAAUUGUCGGUUCACAAAUCCAGUUGGAAACGCUGCAACAAAAAGAAAGAAAAAGAAACCAACGACAUUUAUUCCACCACCGAAUCUAAGGUACACUCCGCAACUAGGUUCGGUAAGCUCGAUUAUCACAAACGGCACAAUGGCAAUGCCAUUCUGGCGAAGACCCCUCUCCCGAUCUCAAGCCGGAUCGAGUGAAAACGAAGGGAGCAGUGCUGGUUCUCGUGUAAAUAUCCAUCAAAAACUUCAGGAGAAGAAACAGAAACAAUUAGCCGAAUUAAAGAUCAUCGAGGAGGAGAUCAAACAAGGCAAGCUUGGAGGUCCAACGACGAAUACCUUGAGUUCUGGUGAUGAUGGACGCACAUCCUUACCUCGACAACCGAUUCCGAGGACCAAAAAACACACAAACUUACUCGAUGCCAUGGAAUGGUGCUCUGCCAAUCCGGGAUUAUUGGAAAAAAGCUUCAGUGAUUUCGAUGAGAUGAAUAACCUGAAUAAAUACUGUGCCGAUGAGUUGUAUUCAUCGUUUGGUCUUAGUGGCAUAAAUAUUCCAGCACUGGAACAACAAAGUCCAAUGCCAAAACCAGUAACUUCAUCGAUUCCCUCCUCAUCGCAACUCUCAGCCGCGGAGAGUAAUUCCCUCACACGACACGCAGUCCAUGCCAGGACUAAAAUUCCCCACAGUGUACCUCUAAAUCCGAUACUCUUUGAAAACUAUUGUAGCAAUCAACACGGAAGCCCGAACGGCAAUUUCGAACAUUUGAAUAGACAGAAUAUUUUCCAUGAAAUCAAUCAUCCCAGACAGAUUUCUGGAACGUACAGCAGUAACACGGCUGAGAAUCCGAAAGGAGGUUUAGAUGGAGGACUUCCCUUCCCGUACAAUGUUUUGCCACCGCCAAGAUCGAAACUGGACAGUCGGUCAACACCUCCAACACCCUCAAUAACAAUCACUCAACAACAACAACAACAGAAGCAGCAGCAACAACAACAACAGCACCAAUCACCCCCGAAAGUGUCUGCUGCUGAUUUUCUAUCCAAAUUCUCACAGCGCCAAUAUCAGAGGGCAAAGACACCAGAAGUUCUCCUAGCACCGCACUAUCUCGAUAAUUCAAGGGUCUACUAUGAUUGGGUUGGAAGAGAACAUCCAUAUAGGUCACACCAUAAUCCAGAUCGGGUAAGCAGUGGAGACGAAAAUCUGGAUGUUUCCGCAGCAGACGAUAGUGUCCUUGGUCUGAAUGAACCAAUCGGACAUAGAGCUUCAUCCGACAUAGACAGUCAGGUAUCACUUCCUCGCUCAUAUACUCUCCCGAGAGAAUUCAAAUACUAUCGCAGAAAUAAGCCGAGAAAAAUCAUAAAAACUGAGACUUUCAUAACAAGCACCAAUAGCAGUGACGGUGACGUUGAUAGUGGCGAUGAAAAUGAAUCCGAAGGCAACUCCCAUUCGGAUGACUCACAAUGCAAAGCAAUUCCUCCGCCAAAUUCCAGGAUAGCUUCGAAUAAUUUCCACAAUCACAAUGGCCAUAAUCGUAGUCAAAAUCGAAUACUAACUGCCAACUGUACCACUACCAGUUCCGCUGCUUUACCCAUUCAACAUCACCAAUUGCCGCCUCAACCUAUGGCCAAGAAGGCGCAUCUUCAAAUCGGAAGUAGCAAUAGCAAUACGGCAUCACCAUUAAAUGAAGGCGGUCCAUCAAUAGCUGUAAAUAAUUUAGAUUUAAUUAGCGGUGUAAGUGAUGUUGGGCAUUUUAGUCAGUUUUCGAAUCGACCUCGAGUUAGGACUUAUGCUUUAUCGAAGAGCACAGCAACUCAUCUGCCAUAUUGCAGGCAUGAAACGAAACUCUAAAGAAAUUACCUAUGUCAUUCGAAAUUCCCAAAUUACACUGGCCGACUAAAUUUUGUUUUACGGUUUUUUUAAGGCUAAGUUGAAAGUUAAAACACAUCUCCCUUGACAAUAAAAUAAAUGAUGAUUUUCCAAAGUACACAUCUUUACCUUCUAGAUUCAGUUUAUCAUCAUUUUAGUAUCUUACUUAGUUUUGGUAGUUUCCUAUUAUUUGCCAAAUGACAUAUGGGUCUUUAUUUGACUGUAUCUGAUGUUUUGAAAGUCUUUAUUUGACUCUAUCUUAAUUUUAAAAAACCUUGAACGUAAUUUCUUUAAUUUUUAAAUAUUUCGUGUUUGACAUAAUUUUGAGUGCUGAUUCCGGUCAAACUCAGAAAUACCCGUUUCAACAUAAUUGUUUUCAAUAUUUAUCAAAAACUUGAUAUUUUAACCUUAAGACUACGAAUUCGUAAUACAGUUAUGGGUUUCUAUGUAAAAACCAUCUUUCCAUAAAUGCUUCAGAGCAAGUAAAGGCUUUUUUUUU
Molecule: messenger RNA, 4431 nt
Organism: Eupeodes corollae
Lineage: Eukaryota; Metazoa; Arthropoda; Insecta; Diptera; Syrphidae
Exons: 6
Coding region: 732-3914 (1060 amino acids)
Biological process (GO): apoptotic process involved in development; engulfment of apoptotic cell; phosphatidylserine exposure on apoptotic cell surface
Cellular component (GO): plasma membrane
Source: RefSeq, a predicted model, not a curated record